UAAUAAACAAAAUUUAUUAUCUAUAUCUGUGCGUUAUUCUGUGUUAUCAACGACAAUCUGUUAUCGUUAACUGUGAAAAAUUGAUGAAUAAUUAUAAAUAAUACUUUAGAGGUGUACAGUAUCGAAGUCGUUGUCCGCUGGACCUGAACGUCAAAGUCAACGAUACGACAAGCGUUAAAAACAACACUCGGUAUUUUUGAAAAUUCAUUCGGAUUUGUCUUCGAAAUCUUGCCCACGGUCCGGCGUUCGUUCGCGACGGAUUGCCAGUCAAACGAUAUCAUCGUAAACGGUCACUGUCGCGUACCAUGAACAGGACCAGCGCUACUGCACUCAAAGAACAUUUCGAAGAGACGCGACCGGGGUUCAGCUCGUACUUGGACUGCUUGACCAGAUCGUACGGCAUCGGUGUGGGCGCGCUGGCGUUCACGUUCGCCGUUGUGCACGUGACGCAGCAGAUCGUCAUCAAGCGGUUUCCGGCGGUGCGCAGGACCCACAUAGCCGUGUCCACGGCGGCCGGCGUGGCGGCUUCGUACAUCGCGGCCAAGGACAAGGUGCGCAAAUGCAGGGACUCGUGGGCCGCUUCGCGCGAACAGUGACGGCCGGACGAUGCGGCCGUCUCGUCAGGUGGUACAGUGGCGGCGGAGGAGGCGGUGACGACGGCGCCGAGGACGUCCAGGCCAGAGAGCUGAUCGACAGACAACUGAAACUGGCGCCGGCCGGCGGCCAUCAGGUGUUGAUCGUCCAGCCGUACAUAAAAUGGGGCGCCAAAAAGGACAGGAGCACGACGCCGGAAGUCAAGUUGGACGAGAGCCGGUCGCUGGUGCACACUCUGGACGAAUGGUCGGUGACGGACACGUUAUCGGUGGGCCUCACGUCGUACCGGAAACACACGUUUUUCGGUCCCGGCAACGUGGACGCGAUCGCGCUCCGGGUGGCCGGCGACCGUCGGAUCACGGCCGUGUUCGUCAGCGUCAACGUGCUGAAACCGAUUCAACACCAACAUCUGGAACACCGUUUCGGUGUGCCCGUCUACGACCGGUACCUGAUGGUGGUGCAGAUAUUCCGCAGGCACGCCGUCACUAGGGAGGCUAAGCUACAGGUGGCCCUGGCCGAACUGCCGUACAUCUGGUCGCGGAUACGCGGCGUUCAGGACGGGUAUACGGAGCGGCUGGGCACAGAAGCCGGUCAGAUAGCUCUCAGCGGCAAGCUCGUGUUCGACGACAAGAAAGACUUGCUGAAGGCGUACGAGAAGAAGCUCAAAAGGUCUGUGGACAAGCUGAGGAGCCACCGGAAACAUCUGCGCUACAACAGGUCCAACAAGGAUUUGCCCAUCGUCGCGGUGGUUGGAUAUACCAACGCCGGCAAGACGUCGCUGGUCAGGGCGUUGACGGGCGACGCGGGCCUGGUUCCCAAAGACUGCCUGUUCGCCACGCUAGACGUGACCGUACACGGAGGCGUGUUGCCCAGCAACAUGACUGUGUUGUAUGUAGACACCAUAGGUUUCAUAUCGGAUAUACCUACCAGACUCAUUGAACCAUUUGUCGCCACGUUGGAAGAUGCCAUGUUCGCAGAUGUCAUUGUCCAUGUACGGGACAUGUCUCACCCCAAUGUCCUGGUACAAAAGACUCAUGUGGAAGAGACGCUAAAGAGCUUAAGCAUUAACCCAGACUUGUUGAAUAGUGUAAUCGAUGUUGGCAACAAAAUCGAUCGCCUAGACAAUAUUGACAACGAUGGAAGUUCGGUGUUGAUAUCUUGUACCACUGGAAAGGGUUUAGAUGAGCUCAAGAAAAAAAUAGAAAGUCAAAUAAUUAAAGUCACUGGUAGACGAAUAAUUAAAAUAAGGGUACGCACUGGCCGCGAUGAAUAUGAAUGGUUAAGGGCGCACACAGCCAUUGUCAAUAUCGAUACGGACGGUGAUUAUUCUGUAAUGGAGGUUAUUGUUACCCAGUCUGAUUUAGAUGUGUUUAAAAGUUUGUUUAUACGUAAAAAUAUAAACAAAUAGUUUAAUUGUAGAAAAUAUUUCUUUUUAAAUAAAUGUUAACACAUUUUUAGUUAAUAA
Rhopalosiphum padi (bird cherry-oat aphid) is the source of this 2059-nucleotide messenger RNA. Its product is annotated as putative GTP-binding protein 6. Gene Ontology annotation, cellular component: cytoplasm. The transcript is spliced from 2 exons. NCBI's taxonomy places the organism in Eukaryota, Metazoa, Arthropoda, Insecta, Hemiptera, Aphididae. Gene Ontology annotation, molecular function: GTP binding; ribosome binding. Bases 560 to 2002 code for a protein of 480 amino acids. The record is from RefSeq and is a predicted model, not a curated record.